Carlito syrichta (Philippine tarsier) is the source of this 661-nucleotide messenger RNA. RefSeq names its product protein TANC2-like. Lineage: Eukaryota; Metazoa; Chordata; Mammalia; Primates; Tarsiidae. The annotation marks the transcript as partial. The record is from RefSeq and is a predicted model, not a curated record. The transcript has a single exon. Gene Ontology annotation, cellular component: dendritic spine. Gene Ontology annotation, biological process: regulation of dendritic spine morphogenesis.
CCUCCCGUGGCGGGCCCGGGCAAAGAAUACCCAAGCCCGCCCCCCUCCCCUCUCCGCAGAGGCCCCCAGUACCGGGCCAGCCCCCCGGCUGACGGCAUGAGCGUCUACAGAUCCCAGUCUGGCUCGCCUGUGCGCUACCCACAGGACGCGGGCGUCGGCCAGCUUCCAGGCAGGCCCAAGUCUCCCCUGUCCAAGAUGGCCCAGCGGCCCUACCAGAUGCCUCCGCUGCCCGUGGCAGUUCCCCAGCAGGGGCUCCGGCUGCAGCCUGCCAAGGCCCAGAUAGUGAGGAGCAGCCAGCCCAGCUCAGCCAUCCACUCAAGCACGGUCAUCCCCACCGGCACCUACGGCCAAGUGGCCCACUCCAUGGCUAGUAAGUACCAGGCUUCACAGGGAGACCUGGGAGCCAGUCAAGGCCGGCUGGUGUACCAAGGGUCCGCCGGGGGUCUUGUCGGCGACGGGAGGCCUGUGCAACACGUCCAGGCCAGCCUGAGCGCAGGUGCCAUCUGCCAGCACGGAGGGCUGGCCAAGGAGGAUCUUCCGCAGCGACCUUCCUCGGCCUACCGCGGGGGCGUGAGGUACAGCCAGACGCCGCAGAUCGGGCGCAGCCAGUCGGCCUCCUACUACCCCAUGUGCCACUCGAAGCUCGAGCUGGAGCGCUCUU